GUAUAUUGUAGUUUUUGUUUAGAUGUUGUUUUUAUUUUUCGCGUACCUUGCAUUUAUGGGCCUACACAGUAAACAAACAGUGCAUUUGACGAGUAGAAUUUUAAACACCAUAGAUUGGGUUAGUAUUUAAUACUUGGGGGUGGCCCGAUGAGAUAUAUUUAUAAUAAACCCCUUGGUUUUUUCUUUCCUUGUUUUUCUAUCUAAAAUCAUAAUAUAAUUCAAUGAAGUUCCAUUCUGUUUUAGCUGGUGCAUCUGCUAUUGGUUUAGCAUUUGCAGCCGAUUCCUCAUCUUGUUCUUUUUCAUCAACCACUAUUACUGCCGCUACUGGUGUUGAACAACUUAAUGCCUGUCCUACAAUUGCUGGUGAUAUCGAAGUUACUGGUGAUCAGUUAGGUAAUGUUGAUUUGAGUUCAGUGGAAGAAAUUUCUGGUAACAUUAAAUUAUUUAAUUCUUCAUCUGUUACAGCCAUUAACUUGAAUCAAUUGGGUAAAAUUUCAGGUUCCCUUUCUAUUACUGCUUUAACUCAAUUAUUUUCAGUUGAUUUGUCUUCCUUGGAUGAAGUUGAAACAUUAUCAUUAGUUUCCCUUCCUUCAUUUGCAACCUUAAACAUUAAUAAGGGAAUUAGUAAGGCAUCUCUGAUUGAAUUAUCUGACACUGCUUUAUCUACUCUUAAUGGGUUUACUACUACUUUCAAUACUAUUGGAAGUUUAAAUGUCAAUAAUAACAAAAAUAUUUCAACUAUUGACCUUUCAAAUUUGAACACUGUUUCUCAAGGUUUAAUCUUAAGUUUCAACAAUGAUAAUUGUACUGUUGAUAUUUCUAAUCUUAAUUGGGCUUCUAACUUAACCAUUCAAGAUGUUUCAGAAAUCAAUGCUUCUAAUUUAACUUCCGUGAAUGGAACUUUCAACAUUGCUUAUAAUACAUUUAAGGAAGUUGAAUUCGAUAACUUAAAGGAAGUUGGAGGAGCAUUUCAAUUUUAUGCUAAUGAUGAUGUUAACGACAUUGCAUUUGACAAAUUAGAAACUAUUGGUGGUGAAUUCCGUCUUUUCAACAACACUGAUUUACAAGAUAUGAACAGUACAUUCCCUAAAUUAUCUAAAGUUAAGGGUGCAGUCAAUGUUCAAGGUGUUUUUGGAAACUUUACAUUGCCAGACUUAUCAGAAGUAAAUGGUGAUUUCACAGUUAUUACUACUGAUGAAGACUUUUCUUGUGAUGAUUUUGACAAUUUACAUAGUAAGAGUAGUAUUGAAGGUCAUAACUACACUUGUUCUGCUCCAACCAAGUCAAGCAGUCAAUCUGGUUCUAAGACUGGUUCAGGAUCUGGUUCAAAAUCUACGGGAUCCGGUUCUUCUGACUCUUCUAGUUCUUCUGGUUCAUCUUCCUCUUCUGGAAAGAAAUCCGAAGGUAACAAUUUGAGAGCUAGUUACAUUGGUGUAUUAUUUACAGUUAUUGGUGGUAUUUUUGUUAUCACCCUUUAAAGAAAAGGACUUUCAAAAAAUAAAAAAAAAAUUAUCAAGCUAGAAAUUUAUAUAUACACACAUCUUUAUACCACCACUAAUAAUAUUAU
[Candida] anglica is the source of this 1567-nucleotide messenger RNA. NCBI's taxonomy places the organism in Eukaryota, Fungi, Ascomycota, Pichiomycetes, Serinales, Debaryomycetaceae. The record is from the annotation of a GenBank genome assembly.